Molecule: messenger RNA, 1803 nt
Organism: Coniosporium apollinis CBS 100218
Lineage: Eukaryota; Fungi; Ascomycota; Dothideomycetes
Exons: 3
Coding region: 1-1803 (600 amino acids)
Biological process (GO): positive regulation of transcription from RNA polymerase II promoter by galactose; DNA-templated transcription
Cellular component (GO): nucleus
Molecular function (GO): DNA-binding transcription factor activity, RNA polymerase II-specific; RNA polymerase II cis-regulatory region sequence-specific DNA binding; zinc ion binding
Source: RefSeq, a predicted model, not a curated record
AUGGAGAAGGCAUGGAUGAUUCAUCUGCCGGGAGUCAAUCUCAACGAGGCCAUUCGACGCAUGGAGAAUGGGGAGGAGAGCCCAAUUUUCCAUAACGAUGGCUCUGUCGCAACCGAAGAAGCACACGAGCCGGUCAAGACAGUGCCUCCGAGUGAGCAGCCUGAGUCGAGCCCUGCAGAAUACAGCAACGCCGAGGACUAUGAAUUCGACGAGUCUCAAGAUUUUGACAAUUCCACAGACGGCAUGGGCUUCCUGGUUGUAGAGCCUCGGAAAGCCGGUUACAUGGGCCCUCAAUCUGGCAUAGCUGCUCUAAAGUUCCUGCAAACCCUUCCGCUCUACAUGCCCAUCAAUAGCAUAAGUCCUCUCUCAUUGGAUGAUUUCAGUGCUCCCGACUCAUCAACAUCAUCGACUGCAGACAUCAGGGCAUUAGCCAAGCCACGGGAUGGCUCCUGGCCGCUUCUGUACAAUAUCGUCCUCGCUAUUGGAGCUUUCGUUGGUGACACGGACGCCACAAAAUGCGAUAUCCCAUUCUACAGAGCCGCGCGUAAACACCUCUCGAUGGAUAUUCCUGAAAAGGGAUCUUUGAGCUAUGUCCAGGCACUCGUGCUCAUGGCCAACUAUCUCCAGAAAAGGAACAAGCCCAAUUCGGGAUUCGUUCUCAUUGGCAUCGGGUUCAGUAUGGCACUCGCCAUUGGCUUGCAUCGCGAGUUCGGCUUGCCGCGCACGACUCCUUUUACAAUGGAGCUACGCCGCCGGGCAUGGUGGACACUGUUCAUAUUCGUGUCAGGAGCCCAACUGACUCUUGGACGACCAGCAGUCUCUCUUGUGGGCGUGAACGUACGCCUUCCAUCAGAUCUGGACGACCAAGACCUCGCUGUCGACAUGGAAGAACUGCCAGAGCCGAAAGACGGACCGACGGUGACUUCUUGUCUCAUCGCUCAGGUCAAGCUGGCUAAGAUAGCGAAUAUGGUUCAGGUCGAACUCCUGACGAACCAAAUCCCUAGUAGCGAAAAGGCCAUGAGCCUCGAUCGGAAUAUCGCAUCAUGGCAUAAAGAACUUCCUGCCUACUUUGACGGCCAACGGGUCUUGAAGCCGUGGUUCGAAAUACCGAAAAAAAUCCUCAUAUGGAGGUCCUUUCACUUGCGCGUUGUACUCAACCGGCCCAUCCUCUUCCAAGCCAUCACGGCAAGAUCGCAGCUCGCAACAUCUAUCGGUCCGAUUGGUUCGUGUCUUACCGCUGCCGAGGAAUGUGUUGAGUCGAUAUGCGACUUCUUAGAAUCCGGGGACAAGCAGAGUCGGGGCCUGGCAUGGUAUGCGACGUACUGGUUGAUUACUGCUAGCUUUGUACAGGCAACUUGCUAUCUAUAUGAUCCGGCACAUGGCCUAGCACCGGGUUGGAAAGCACAUCUCAAACGUGCAGUAGAUUGUCUAUCAAUCUUAGGCUCUGCGCAUGGCAUGGCUUUACGGGCGCGGGACAUACUUCAGAGACUUCUCGAUCAGGGCCGCUUCCUGCCACUCCCCAAUGACGCUGAGUCCGGUACGACCGUAGACUUCCCGCAGGGCGAUUGGCGUGAGUUCUGGGGACAGUCUGGAUUUCCGAGGAGAAAUUACACCACGUCCGCACCCACGCAAGUUCAAGCCAGCCAUGCCCUCCCGGCUAUGGACAUGGAUAUGAGCUUUCCCUGGUAUACCCAAGCCUCGUCUGAUGCAGAGCUUCUUGACGCUGCAGGUGGCAUCAUGCUGCAGAGCUAUUCCGACGCGGCUGGGCCCUACUUUGAAAACGGGUCAUGGAUGCCGGCUUGA